AGGGGAUAAGCGAGGAGAGGCGGGGGCUCCCAGGACGGGGAGGGUGCGAGGCACAGACUGCUAGGUCGAGGUGGUGCCUGCAUCUUCAAACCCAAACUUUGGAGUCCCCCCUCCCCUCCUCUCAGACACGGGCUGACUCAGAGUAAAAAAGCCUCUCAGAAGCUGGUGUGCAUGCGGACCACCGCAGAAGAUGCUCCGCUCUUCAUGAGACCACCUCGGACUGGACUGCAGCUGCUGGGCCGCUGCUGCUGCGCGACUAUCUCGGUCCUGCUUGUUCUUGUUUGAUUGGGACACCUGGGAGAAGUAAAUAGUGUACUGCGGGAGGCAAAUGAACGCACGAGACCGGAGGGGGGUUUCCCCAGGCUGCCCUAGGACCAAUGGAUACGCACACAAGUCCUAAGACCUGCUUCUCAUCAUAGCAACAAGGGGAUCAUCUUUCAAGGAUCUUUUCAAAAUCAACAUACUUUCGGGUGGAAGGAUGUGCUCGGCGGUCUUACUUCAUCAGUGGAGUUUGGCUGUCUUCUUGCUGUGUUCUCCGGUGACGGCUCACGGGAUGCCGCUGGAUGGAGCGAGUAGCAGAACGAGGAGGUCGGUGAGCCACGCCCAGCUGAUGCACGACAAGGGUCGCAGCAUGCAGGAGUUCAAGCGCCGCCUGUGGCUGCAGGAGCUGCUGGACGAGGUGCACACGGCCCACGAGCAGGCGCCGCUCGUGCAGAACCGGACCCCCGACUUCAGCGGGAACGACCUCCACCCCCAGAAGACCCCGGAGGCCACCAAGAACCUCCCCCACAGGUUGAGGCCCGAGCAGGAGGGCCCCAACCUGCCGCAGGAGACCAACAAGGCGCUGGCUUACAAGGACCAGCCGCUGAAGGUGGCCACCAAGAGGAAAAAAAAGGCCAGGCUGGGCCGGCGCCGGGAGGGCGACAAGAAGCGCAGGCGCGCCCGCUCUGCCGGGACCGGGGCCGGGGCCUGAGACGGGCGGAGCUCCAGAAGACACUGACACCAACCGGGGCUCCUUUUGCGGCCUUUUGCUUGUAUGAUAGAUUUUUUUGGGGCCUUUGUAUUUUUUAAUGGCACCGCUCAGUUCCAACAUCUCCAUAUUUAUUUGGACAACCUUCACAAGCAUCACCUGGAACAUCCGCCAUAAUUUAUUUCCUUUUUGAAAGUCUCUAUUUAUUUGGUGAAUGUAUUGUGGUGCUGCUGACUGAAUCCAUAAUGCACUUUAGUUCUGUCACGUACAUGGAUGUUCUUUUGUGGUCCCGCUUUCCUUGCCCACCUAACAUCUCUCCCGGGUGUAAUUUAUUGUCCGACCCACUCUCAUCACGUAUAUAGUUUAUAUUUUUAUAGAAGGAGUUGGGGGCUGUCAGUCAUUUAAUGUUCUUGACUUGCACUGAGAGCUUAUAAAUGUACGUUACUAUUAUUCAGCAAGCAUUAAAAAUGUAGUUCUAAGGACUGAUUGCUGCUGCUUUGCUUUCUCAAGCCCCUGCUAUCAUUUAUUUGGAUGCUAUUAUUAUUAUAUUCUUGCAUUUCCUGGACAAUUUAACAUCAAUUUGGCCGGGGUUUUUUUUACAACUGAAAUAUAUUUCAAGCAAAUUUAUUGACAGCUCAAACAUCUUUGGUCAACUGAACAAUUCUGAGAGCAAGUGUGGAUGUAUUUUCUUUCUAAAAAUCUGUUCAGAAAAAUUUGCCAUAAUUUGAUCUAUUUUUAGUUACCGUAGUAAAAUUUGGCACAAAUAAAUGUGCUGCGAUUGGAACAAAAUACAGUAGAAUAUUUGUAAUUAAAAAUAAAAAUAAAUAAGAUUUGUGAUUUA
Molecule: messenger RNA, 1811 nt
Organism: Nerophis ophidion (straightnose pipefish)
Lineage: Eukaryota; Metazoa; Chordata; Actinopteri; Syngnathiformes; Syngnathidae
Product: parathyroid hormone-related protein-like
Exons: 3
Coding region: 479-973 (164 amino acids)
Biological process (GO): osteoblast development; bone mineralization; adenylate cyclase-activating G protein-coupled receptor signaling pathway
Cellular component (GO): extracellular region
Molecular function (GO): hormone activity; peptide hormone receptor binding
Source: RefSeq, a predicted model, not a curated record